Cantharellus anzutake is the source of this 3236-nucleotide messenger RNA. Its product is annotated as nuclear condensing complex subunit. Lineage: Eukaryota; Fungi; Basidiomycota; Agaricomycetes; Cantharellales; Hydnaceae. The record is from RefSeq and is a predicted model, not a curated record. The coding region runs from base 94 to 3093 and encodes 999 amino acids. Gene Ontology annotation, biological process: mitotic chromosome condensation. Gene Ontology annotation, cellular component: condensin complex; condensed chromosome. The transcript is spliced from 16 exons.
CUCCGAGAUACAAAGGACUACAGGACACCAGGAUAUAUUUAUAAUACAGCACAAGGAUAUUAAGCACACGCGAAAAAGCGCGUUACGCACACCAUGGCGCCAAGAUUGGAGGCAUUAGUUGACGGGAUACCGGGGAUCUUCAUGCAGUGCCAAAACUCAUUGGCUACACACAGAAAGAACAUAAUACAUCUAGCCAAGAUACAUUCCAGCACUUCUGAUAUUUGGGAGGAUGCUCCGCCUCGUGGAAUCAAGUUGACUGGGGAGAAGGCGUUUAAUGACCAGUUCCUCAACAUGGUCAAUCGGAUAUUACCUAUUAAGAAGGGGAUAUCUAAUGCUGAUCGAGUAGUGAAGCUUAUCGGGGCGUUCAUUAUGCACAUAUCCCAGAAAGCUGCCGAGGAGAAAGAACGCCAACACGAGGAGAACCCCGACGAUGAAGAUGAUGAGGAUACACCGAGUUCUCGUCUAGUUGCCGUCUUGCUGAAGCAUCUUAUGAAAGGCUUCCAUGCUAAGGACAGAGUUGUUCGAUAUCGGGUUAUGCAGAUCGUUGCAGAACUAAUUUUCUCCCUCGGAGAAAUGGACGAAGACCUUUAUACCAUGCUUCGUGCCUCACUACUGGAACGUGCUCGAGACAAGGACUCCAAUGUGCGUCUCCAAGCUGUCAUUGCUCUCGCAAGACUCCAGAGGGGAGAAGAGGGCUCCGGGGAUGUUCCCGAUGACCAGGAGAAUCUCACGGAUUUCCUCAUUGGGGUUCUGCAGUACGAUUCGAUGCCAGAAAUUCGGCGCGCUGCGUUGGUAAAUCUGAUGCCAACACCUUCAAGUCUCCCUGCUAUUUUAGCUCGCACACGCGAUGUUGAUGCCACUUUGCGCAAAAUUGUUUAUCAUCAUGUUUUGGCUGAAUUGCCGUCCCCUCUUGUUCUCACAAUCGCUCAGCGAGAGCAAGUUUGUCAAAAUGGGCUAGGUGACCGCGAUCCAGCAGUCCGCGCAGCAGCGGGGAACAUGAUCGGAGGCUGGGUAGAAAGUGUCAGAGGAUUGGAAGGCUUUCUCAAAAUGCUCGACAUCACCACCUCCAAGGUUGCAGAGGAUGCGUUAUUUUCUGUGUUUGUUACUAGACCCGAUAUAUUCGAAUCAGUCGAGUUUCCGGACUCGUUCUGGUCUGAUCUAACUCCUGAGAGAGCAUUUCUUGCUCGUGGCUUCGUAGACUACUGCAAAUCCAACAAAGAUGAAACUAGCCUGGAGAAUGCCCUGCCCGUCGUCACUGCCCUGGCUUUUCGAAUACAGCAUGAGUAUAACGCAUUGACGACAUUAGUGGGGCCUGACGCUGGGAUUAAUGACGAGGAUGAGCUCGAAAUGGCCAGGGGAGACAAAGAAUUCAUAGUGGCCGAGCUGUUGAAGCUUGCAGUGAAUUUAGAUUAUGCCGAUGAGACUGGGAGGCGCAAAAUGUUCGCCCUCGUUCGCGAUAUGGCGUCUGCCGACUCGCUUCCUGAGGGCCUUAUCACUCGCUGCUUGGACGUUCUACGAGUGUUGUCUUCCAGCGAGCGAGACCUGUUCCUCAUGAUAGUUGAGAUAGUGCAUGAACUGCGAGAUACUGUGAAAGGACCGGAUGAAACGAUCAGAGACAGGGAAGAAGUGAUGGAGGACGGGGAACGAAGUGCCGCGGACGCACAUGCAGCCAUCAAGGCUUCAGUAAAGGCUAUGGAAAAGUUGGAUCCCGAGCAACGGGAACAGCUCGAGGAUAUUAAUUUGAGAUGCUUGGCACUUUGUAUCGCGGCGUUGGAGAGGGUCAACGGAACGCUGGAAGAUCACUCAGCCCUCGACGGCCUCCUCACGGACUUCGUGCUCACCGCUAUCUACCAGAAACACCCUGUGUGGCGAGAGCGUGGGAUGACUCUCCUUGGCCUAAUGUGCCUUAUUUCAAAGCCCAUGGCCAAGAAGUCUGCACAGCUAUUCCUUGGCCAGGCCCUUCCAGCUGCUGGGCGGAAUAGCUCUCACGCUCACAGUGAAAUCCAACUUCGCGCGGUGCAGAUGCUAUUUGAUAUUGUAAUGGUUUUCCACUUUGAUGGUUUGGAGCGGGAAGGAGGUCCUCAUGAUGGGGAAAGCAAAAUACUCAGCGCGUUCGAGGGUGCUCUCCAGGACGAAUCAUCUUUGGAGGUUCAUGCCGCUGCUUGCGAGGGGAUGGCGAAGUUAAUGCUCUCUGGGAUUGUGACAGACGAGAACGUCCUUGCACGCUUGGUGGGAUUAUACAUUGACCCUGCAACUGCAGACAAUCAACCUCUCCGCCAAUGCCUGAGCUAUUUCUUCCCAGUGUACUGUUAUUCUUCCCUGAGCAAUCAAAAAAGAAUACAGAAGAUAUUUGUCAAGGUCAUUGAAGCUAUGGCCGACUUAUACGAUGAUCUCGAAGAAGACGAGGAGAUGGUCUCGCCACUUCACAUAGGAACAAUGCUUGUCGAUUGGACAGAUUCAACCAAGACAGUGGAAUUCAAGGGCAAAGGAGCCGAUCCCUCCGUGCAUGUAGAUGUCGCAAUAGACAUAGCAAAGGUUCUCUUCAGAAAUGAUGUAGACAAUGUCCGGAAAAAGGUCUAUGCACAGUUGUUAUCUAAGUUGCAUGUCUCAGAUACCAUUGAUGAGGACCGAAUACGCAGAUUGAUGCUGCUCCUAAAGUCUUUACACAGACGCCGAUUCUUGAAGGAUACCAUAACGCGGAACGCAGUUGCACGUUUCGAAACAGGUCUCGCAAAGAAGUUUGCCCCACUGCUCGAGAGCUUCGAUGAGGCUCAAUUACGUGAACUUGAAGCACUAAAGGAGCUAUUCGAGUUCUUAGACAAACUGACAUCGGAUGAAGACGUCUCGGACGAAGCAGAGAGAGCGGCGAGUGAAAGUGGUCGGCGUCGAGCAGGCUCUAAGCCACCCUCCAACGCCGAAUCAAAGCAAGCGCAGGGAGAUGUAGACGAGGACUCCGUCGAGAGGUCUGAAACAAGCACUCGAAAGUUAAUAUUGAGGAAGCACGCCAAGUCACAAAGCGUUCCUAAUGAAACCGACCAGAGCCACCACAAGGACGAGGAAGAAGCCAUCGAAGAUGACCUUGUAAUCAACUAACAUAAUGACAUACUUUCUCCAUUUAUCAGAGUUUAUUUCCACGUGUAUUCACCCCGAUUGUACCUUGUCCGGAUGUGCAUUGGCUUUACGAGUACCUACGUUAGGGGAAUGUCCUAAUUGCAAUAUCCGAUUGUCAGACAACC